AUGAGCCCCCACCUAGCGAGCUCCAUUGGCCUGCUCCUGGCGCUGCUGCUGUGCGCAGGCCCGUCAUCCCCCGCGCUCUGUGCGGCGGCGCGCGGCCUCCUGCAGGACGACCAGGCGCAGGCUCAAGCGCAGGCGCAGGACCAGAGCCAGCAAGUUACGGUCAUCGCGCCGGGCGCCGCGCCCGGCGCGGCCCCUGCGCCUGACGAGGUCGGCUACAUCACAUCCGCUGGCAAGAGCAUCCUUGGGAAUGACAUCAGCUGCGACCAGAAGCAGUCUGAUGGCAGUGAUGCCCCCUUCUGCAGGGUCUGUGGCGGCCGCAGGUCUGUGCGGGCGCGCUGCGACGCCAACAGCCGCUGCGUCGCGUUUGACAUGGAAACGCCCGACUGCGGCUACCUGAAGGCUGCGAGGGGCCCCCUGGAGCCCCACGAGGGGUUUACGUCAUAUGCGCAGCAGUGA
Monoraphidium neglectum is the source of this 456-nucleotide messenger RNA. RefSeq lists its product as hypothetical. The record is from RefSeq and is a predicted model, not a curated record. The transcript is spliced from 4 exons. The coding region runs from base 1 to 456 and encodes 151 amino acids. NCBI's taxonomy places the organism in Eukaryota, Viridiplantae, Chlorophyta, Chlorophyceae, Sphaeropleales, Selenastraceae.